AACCUUUUGUCCUUUUUUAAUCUUUCAACCUUGUUCUCUCACAAUAUAACUAUCCUCUCUUUAGGGUUCUUCUCUCUUCUUCUUUAACCUCUCUCUUCCUCUAGCUUCUUCUUCUUCUUCUUCUUCUCUACAGAAGGCAAACAAGAAAUCUUUUUUCUUUCUUUAAGGCGAUCAAGAUUAGGGUUUCGAAUGGGUAGGUGUGGAAGGAGCAGCGACGGAGGGAUGGGUGGAGUUAGACCGUACGUACGAUCUCCGGUGCCUCGUCUGAGAUGGACGCCGGAGCUUCACCGGAGCUUCGUUCACGCCGUUGAUUUGCUUGGCGGACAAUAUAAAGCAACUCCAAAACUUGUUCUUAAGAUAAUGGAUGUGAAGGGACUAACCAUAUCACACGUCAAGAGCCAUCUCCAGAUGUAUAGGGGAUCCAGACUCACUCUUCUUGGGAAACCAGAAGAGAGUUCUUCACCAUCUUCAAGAAUAAGAAGAAGAAGACAAGACAAUGAAGAAGAUCAUCUUCAUGACAACUUGUCUGUACACGCAAGGAAUGAUUGUCUUUUGGGUUUUCACUCUUUUAACUUUAGAGAGCAGACUGAUAAUGAUGACGAUGACUUUCUUAACAUCAUGAACAUGGAGAGAGCGAAGAAGACAUUUGCAGGCUACGCCGAGUCCAUCAAGUUUCAGUCUCAUCACUUUCUCGAGGCCGAGAGCAGGAAGACCAAUUGGAAAAACACAUGGCGAGAAGACGAACACGAAGAAGAAGAAGAAGAAGAAGAGUUAUCGUUGUCUCUAUCUUUGAAUCAUCCUCAUGAUAAACAACAACGUUGGAAAAGCAAUAAUGCAGCAUCAUCUCUUAGUGAAACAAGUGAAGCAGUCUCAUCAUCUUCAGCUCCAUUCAUCUUCAGAGAUUGUUUUGCUUCUUCCAAGAUUGAUCUUAACCUCAAUCUCUCCUUUUCUCUACUUCGUAGCUGAACCUUUUGUUCACUUGUUCUCAAUUCUAGUGUAGUGAAUAUUCAGAUUGUUUACAAUCGUAAUCUUUUUUUUUAGUUAGGCUUCGAGAUUCUUAUCUU
Messenger RNA from Capsella rubella, 1064 nucleotides. RefSeq names its product putative Myb family transcription factor At1g14600. Lineage: Eukaryota; Viridiplantae; Streptophyta; Magnoliopsida; Brassicales; Brassicaceae. Gene Ontology annotation, molecular function: transcription cis-regulatory region binding. Bases 190 to 966 code for a protein of 258 amino acids. The record is from RefSeq and is a predicted model, not a curated record. The transcript is spliced from 6 exons. Gene Ontology annotation, biological process: regulation of DNA-templated transcription; abaxial cell fate specification.